UAGAUCAGUCCGUUGGAGGAACUAGUUGGGAAGAAAAAAUAAAUUUUCUAACAGCGGCAGUUCCUUGGAGGAAUUUGACAAAAUUCUUAAACUAAUUUAUAAAUUAAAUAAUUUUAAAAAAUCACAAAAAAAAAGUAAAUACAUUUGUGACAAAGUUAAGUUCAAUGUUAAAAGAGUGAGGAGAAAACUAUUUAGUGUGACUAUUAAUAGACAGUAAAGAGCAAUUAUUUAAUUACACCGCAAGUAGAAGAUUCUUUGCCAGAAUUCUGCAAAAAAAUAAAAAUUAUAAAAUACAUAUAAAUAUAGCAUUUUAAGUGUGAAAGUUUAUUGAAAAUAGUAUCAAGUAAUAGAUAGAUAAAAUGCACAAAUUCGCAGUAAUAUUUCUUGCAGCAUAUUUCACUGUUAGUUUAGUAGCCUCAGACUGGCAUUAUCCAAAGGAAUUGCCUAAUGGAGUUUUAUCAGAUGACGAAGAUUGGGGUGGUAUAUGUUCGAGUGGAAAACGACAGUCUCCUGUAGAUUUAGCAGUAGACGCUUCGGUUAGAGGAGAAUUUAAUAGCUUUAUCUUCCAUAAUUACGAUGCACCUAUGAAAAAUCCAAAUGUAAUCAACAAUGGUCACUCAAUUCAAAUCAGUACUGUUCCUGGUCCCAUUUCUAUUGCUGGCGGUGGAUUAAAUGGAAAUUAUAUAUUUGAUCAAAUGCACUUCCAUUGGGCGUCAGAACAUACAAUAAAUGGCGGAAGAUAUGCUCUCGAAUUGCACAUGGUUCAUCAUGACAAACGUUAUGACACAAUUCAAAGAGCUGCUCAAGAGAAGAACGGUGUUGCUGUACUCGGAAUUCUUUUUCAUGUCACAAAAGAUCCAAAUCCAGUUGUAGAGAAAAUUCUUGAAAACUCACACAGAGUCUUUGAGUCGUCCGGAACAAACACCACAUACAAAGACAAUUUACUCCUAUCUGAAAUACUUCCAAAAAAUAAAGAAACAUACUUCAGAUAUGAAGGAUCCUUGACUACACCAGGUUGUGGUGAAGCAGUUGUAUGGACUGUUUUUAAUCAAUCUUUACCCUUAUCAGUUGAACAGCUCGAACGAUUUAAAUCCGUUCACGAUGACUCAGGCCAUGAAUUGAAACACAAUUAUCGUCAUAUUCAACCUCUCAACAGUCGUUCAUUGAUCUACGUUCCUGGUCAUGGAUAUACUGAGAACUUUGGAGUGUCAACCAAACUUAUUUCAAUUCCAUUAAUGAUGGUUAUGUCUUUAAUUGCUUUGAUGGGAUUCUCACUAUAAGUCCUUUUAAAUUUUGAUGAAAAAAAUGCUUGUAUUUUGCAUUUAAAUCUCGAAAUUGAAAUUUUUCGAGAGUUUUACAACAAUCAUCUUUAACACAUUUUAUAUUGAACACUUAGAUGUGCCAUAGCAGAAACAUAUUAAAUCACUUAAACAACAACGAUAACUAGUCAGAAAAAUAAUCUUAAUUG
Molecule: messenger RNA, 1468 nt
Organism: Chironomus riparius
Lineage: Eukaryota; Metazoa; Arthropoda; Insecta; Diptera; Chironomidae
Source: the annotation of a GenBank genome assembly